Messenger RNA from Cokeromyces recurvatus, 1119 nucleotides. Its product is annotated as RlpA-like double-psi beta-barrel-protein domain-containing protein-containing protein. Bases 119 to 916 code for a protein of 265 amino acids. Lineage: Eukaryota; Fungi; Mucoromycota; Mucoromycetes; Mucorales; Mucoraceae. The record is from RefSeq and is a predicted model, not a curated record. The transcript has 2 exons.
CUUUUAUCUCUUACUCUUUGUUUCAAACCUUUUUUUUUUCAUUUAAUAUAUAAAAAGGAUAUUCAUUAUUAAUAUCUUUUCCCACUUCCCAAUCCUUAUUUAUUUUAAUUAAACAAAGAUGCGCUCUACUCAUUCCUUUCUUUUAACUAUCGCUACUGUCAUUUCAACAACUUUAUUCUAUCAAGCUUAUUCAGCACCUGCUCUUUCAAGAUUUGAUAUUUCUUCAGAAAACAAUUUAAAUGAUUUGACAGCCUCGGCCCUGGUUGGUCGCGAUGUCAAUAGCUAUUCCGAUAUUGAAAAAAGACACCAUCAUCAUCAUCAUCAUCACCACCACCGUCACCAUAAACAUUCUACAACAACGACUAGCAUUACGAAAAAAAAAUCAACUCUCAAGAAGAAAACAAGCUCCAAGAAAAAGACAACUACAAAGAAGGCAACAGCUAAGAAGGCAACGACUAAGAAGACAACUACUAAAAAGAAGACAACCACCAGAAAGAAGACAACUACCACAAAGAAGAGAACUACCACAAAGAAGAGAAAGACUACCAAGAAGAGAAAGACUACCAAGAAGAAGACUACUACUACCACCACCAAGAGUCCUUCUAGUUAUGAAUUCUCUGGUCAAGGUACCUUCUACAAUCCUGGUUUAGGUUCUUGUGGCUAUACAAACACUGAGAAUGAGCUCAUUGCUGCAUUGAAUGCUCCACAAAUGCAUAAUGGUGCUAACCCUAAUAAUAAUCCUCUUUGUGGCAAAUAUGUUAAUGUCAAAGGUCCUUUAGGAACAGUUAAAGUUAAAAUUGUCGACACAUGUCCACCAUGCGCUAGUGGUGACCUUGACUUGAGUCCUGCUGCUUUCAUGAAAAUUGGUAAUCUUGAACAAGGUAGAAUUCCUAUUCAAUGGAGUUGGGCUAACUAAAAAAAAAAAAGUUGUAUGUUGUACACUAUGCGCAAUAAACUUCUUUAUAAUUCUUCUUGUUAUCAGCUUGUUAAAAAAAAAAAAAGGAGUACAAUUAUAUUAAUUACAUGAAUUCAAAUUCAAUUACAGCAGUAGUAAUGAUAUUAACUCUUUUGAGUAAAAUGAAUUAAUAACUCUAUUUCAUGAUUAUUGUUGUAAUAGAC